This is a messenger RNA of Microbotryum saponariae, 4408 nucleotides long. The record is from the annotation of a GenBank genome assembly. NCBI's taxonomy places the organism in Eukaryota, Fungi, Basidiomycota, Microbotryomycetes, Microbotryales, Microbotryaceae.
AUGCUCGAGUCGAUGUACGCCCCAUCGCAGCACGCGCAUACGCACAGCCAUGGGCAGGGCCACGCCACGACGAGCGGCGACUUUGGCUCGGGGAACGACCACCUCGAUGCGAUGCUCGCCGACUACAACGACACCUACCACAACGGCAAGACGCUCUUGGACCAGGAGUACUACCAGCCCAUGACCUAUGGCCACGACGACGACGUCAUGACCUUCUUAUCGAACCAUCGAGCUGAGGACGGGGCGCUUGGUGGUGGCGCCGUGAGCUCAUCGAACCCGAACUAUGACUCGUCGUUCGGCACCACGACCAGUAGCAGUGGCAUGUCGACUACCUCGAGUCUGUCCAACAUGGGUUCACCGCAAUAUUAUGCCGCACCUUCUUCGACCGCUUCGAGUGGCAGUCACGCGUUCGGAUCGCAUGGCAACGCCGCCGGAACCACCACGGCGCCUUCGCCGAGAUCGGCACAAUCGACCUUUGCUGCCGAAAACCCGACCGCGAGUUCCUACGCCAGUGCGUCCCCUCCUUUCGGGCCCGACUCUUCUGAAUCUCAGGCAAGCGACGCACGGUACCCAUCUUUGCCGUAUGAACAAUCUUUGGAGUACGCGAACGCGUAUGGCACCGCUCGGGGUGUGACCGGUAGCCAACUCGAUGCCUACGCUCAGGGUCUCACUGCCGCUCAUGCCGACUCGUCGAACUCAAACGGAGGUCUAUCAUUGAAUGCACUCAACAAUAGCAACGAUAUCCGAGCACGCACCGCGGCGUAUAGUCAGAUGCAGAGCGGGAUCCCGUCCUUCCAACCGGCAGGGUUAUCUUUCCCGAGCCAAGGCCAGGCGGAUCCGAAUGCUAAUACCUACCUCAGUCCGGACGCACAAGAGCAAUUCGUCUCAGCUGCUCAUCAGUACAGGCUCUAUUCGAUGGCCCAGGCUCAAGGCCAAGCGCAAGCACAGGCCAUUGCUCAAGCGCAAGCCGUCGCGCUCGCGCAGAAUCAUCAGCCUGCGCAAUCGUUCGCGGCGGCUCAACAAGCGGCUCAGCUUCAAGCCACGGCAUCACUCAAGAGUCGCAUGGCGGUCAAUUCGAUUCCGAUACUUGCCAAGACGGAUGGGACCUCGGGUCGACCGACGAAGAAGUCCUCACCGGGCAAGAAAGCGGCCGUAGCUCAAGGAGGUGCCACUGGCGGAGCUGCUGGAAGCGGCCCAACGGCGGUACAGCCAUCGUCGGAGGCGCCUCGACCUGCUCCCGUCGCCGUUCCUACCUCAGCUUUCUUCAACUUUUCGUUCCAACCCACGACUGGCAGUGGCACGUGGGCUGCUGGAAGCGAUGAUGUGAUGAAUUUGAUUGCGAAUGCAGGGACGUCGAUGGCGCGAGCGUCUUGUGAGUCCGCUAGCGCAAAUGACCGAAAGCGUGUCAAGAAAUGCGACAACUGACUCAACUCGCUCUUCUCAGCUGAAGCUCUGCGAACUGGCCUGAACGCCAAGAUGAGUGAGGCGACGGUGGAGGCACAGAUCAAGGCCGAACAGGGUAAUGGGACAUCCCCUACCUCCGACGGAAAGGCCAAGAAGAGCGAUAAGGGCCACAGUGAGUUUUUGGGAUCUUGUCCAGGGUGUGCUCGCGAUACUCAUAUCCACACUUAUUUCGGAUCAGAUGCCGUCGAGCGAAGGUACCGCAACAACAUCAACAACCAUUUGUCAGCUCUCAGGGACGCGAUCCCGGCCCUGCGUCACCUCAAGCCUUUACCUUCGAUGCCCGUGUCUCGUCGCCGCGUCUCACAAUUCACUCUGACGACAGGACAUCAACUGCCAACACCCGAGGGCCUGAUUGACGGUAUCCCUGCGGCCAAGACGUUGUCGAAAGGAACGGUCUUGGGAAAGGCGAUCGAGUACAUUCAUUACUUGCAGCAUGCGCGAUCCGACGGCCAAGAGGAUGUUCAGAUGUUCAAGAAGAUCAUUCUGGAGAUGGUUGGCAAUGGGCAAGCCUUGGUCGAUAUCUUUGAGGCGCGUCGAGCGAUCAGGAAUACCGAGCGCGCGGCAUUGAGGGAGAAGGAGAGGGUUGAGCAAGAAGCGCUUGAUGAGGAGGACGAUACGGGCAGUGGCGAGGACGAGGCCGACGAAGCCGCGGCGAAGAAGGCCAAGGCCAAACCGACGAAAACGUCAUCCGCGUCCAAGAAAGGAGGGAACAAACGUGAGGCACCGAGCGACAUGACGCCGAGGCCUGCUCCGGCCGCUGGACUGCCACCUUCGGUCGUGUCCAACUUUGCACAGCUUCGUCAGCAGCAAGGCACGUCGACGAAGGCCCGUACGGCCUCAUCGUCCGGUACGACUGACGGCUUCUCGCCCUCGUCGAUCUCGUCGACGGAUGACUUCACAGUCCCGGACAUGCGUCAGGAUCAAUCUGCGCAAACCUCCCCGAGCGGUAUUCACUCGGCGCAUUCUGGACGGCCACGCGUCUUGCUUGCGAGCUUUUUAGGUCUCAGCUUCGCGGGUGGGCUCGGGUACGAUUGGACCUACUCGGAUGCUCCCGUCGCGCAGGGUUCGGAGACGGCUCGGGCAUGGGCCGGCCGUCUGGUUGGUCGUUCCCUUUCGACGCCGUCAUCGGGAAGUGCUGUGCGAUCAUCGUCAAUCAUCUCAAGCGAUGUUCUCCACCCCGGCAUCUUGUCGGGUCUCGUCUUCCUCGGCAUCGCAUCGAUCUGUGUCGUCUUGUACUUUGUCUUGAACCCCAACGCCACUCGAUCCAGCUCGACCAAGUCGUUUCCCAUCUCAUCUUCCGAAGUCGCUCAAUCUCGCAGUGUCUACCGACAACGGCGAAGGGCACAAGCGCUUGCUGCGCUCGCGAGCUUGACUGAACAAACCUCGACGAUGCCGCUCUCGUUCGAAGCCGAAUGCCGAGCCGCUUUGGCCGCACGUAAGCAGCUGCUCAAGUUGGUCGGGGCUCCUACUUAUGCGCUGCUCCCUAGUUUGGCGAAGGAGACGCUCGCUGCGCUGUUGAGGAAGGUGACGACCAUCAGGGUUGGUUCGUUCGCGAGGUGGAGUGAGAAGGAUCGAGUGGAGGCGGCGGUGGCUUGGGUCAGGAUUGCGGAGAUCGAGGCCACUGUUGGUGAGUACAUUGCUAAAGUAUGGCUCCCUUGCGGACAUCGGCUUACCACUUCUUGUAUCGAUUGCAGGUGCCGAUGAUGUCAAUUUCCUCGCACGGUGCUAUACCUUCCUUCGCCUGUUCAACCUGUCCCAUUCGGCUUCUUGGCCCGAGACCACACCUUCGACAAACCGAGCGUCCGUGAACGCGAUCCUAUCGGUCCAUUUGCUUUCACUCGGCGAGCCUCUUUCGGCUCAUGCACUCUUCAACAAAGCGGUCCGCCACAUGGAACGAAGUCGCAAAAAGAUGGAUGCGCGCCUCCACCCCUGGGCCGAAAUUGCGCUCGCGACGGACUGGUCUCAGUUCCGACAGAUCGUUCGCGAUGCCUCGAACGAGACCGUGGAUGGAUCUGCUCGUCGUUCGACGCCGUCCGACACAUCUCCUUUGUUGCAAGUCGCCGAAGCGAGGUGCAGUGCCGCGUUGUUGGAAGCUUGGGCUAAGAUCUUUGUCGGCGUAGUGGCGACGACUUGCCCUCCUCCUCCUUCAGCGUCGCGAGCUCCUGUCGAGCGUUUCGCCGACUUGGUUGACCAGCCUUUCCUCGAGGAGACCGUCGCACAUGUGCUUGACUCCACGGUCGUUGGCUCAACCGUUCACACCAUGGCUCAAGUCACCAAGACGGUCUGCGCCUUUUACAACGGCGACCUUGCCCUCGCCAACUAUCUCAUGCACCCUUUGAGGCUCGAGUACAAUGCCCACGGUCCCGCGAGGGACAUAGCCAGCGUCAAGUUGCUCUUCAAGAUUUUGCCUUCUUCAUCUUCCCUCUCCUCGUCUUCACUUUCGUCUCAAGAGGAUUCGUCGUCGACACCUUCGUCCCCCACGCUCUCCUCCCCUUCGUCCUCCCUUUCCGGCGAGCUCGAUUUUGACUCGAGCUCAGACGACGGAUCGACCCCCUCCCUUGGUUCAAACGACGUCGACCACCUCGCUUCCAUCGUCCUAAAUUGGCUCCUCAUUCGUCGCCGGCUCUCCUUCCCGAUCGAUAAAACCCCGACCACUUCCCCUAAAGCCGACCCAGCCUUACAUCGCGAUGCGCUCGCCGUGCGUCGUCAAUUCGCUCACGCGCCCUACCUCAACUCGACCUCCCUUCGUGAAUUUUGCGAAUCCUUUGACGGAGGAGACGAUACCACGAAUUCGGUCGGUCGAUUAAGUCUCGAUGCUGCCGUCGAUGCAUGCUUGGAAUCGUUGACGAGCGUGACGAGAAGAGCGGCCGGUUUGAAGGCUUUUGAUUUGGAGCGGUCGGCUUGGGCUGAUGGGGGGGAUGAUUCGGGCGUCGAACUGGAUUGA